This is a messenger RNA of Xyrichtys novacula (pearly razorfish), 478 nucleotides long. The record is from the annotation of a GenBank genome assembly. NCBI's taxonomy places the organism in Eukaryota, Metazoa, Chordata, Actinopteri, Labriformes, Labridae.
AUGACCCACAGGACGGCUCGGACCGGCGUAGAGACGGUGAUCUUCUCUUCCUCUCUGUCCCCGGCGGCUCUCUCUGCCUCUGGCUCACUUGCAUGGACGUCCGCACGUCUCCAAAAACCAAGCAUGCAGCAGGAGCAGCAACCGUCACCUCAAUAUCAAUCAAUCAGUCAUUACUAGCAAUAGCCUCUCUCUUUUCUUUCUCUCUCAGCUUCACACACAGACUGAAUCAAUCAGGGACUGGACCAGGAAGGAGUCGUCACCGGUGUCCAACAUGAAAAAGGGCUGUCCUACCGCCCCCCCGGUCCAGACAGUCCAUGGAGAGACACUGAGUCUCAUCAUCGGCUUGAUCUCUGUCCACUCUGUUUACCUGUCUCUGUCCACGCCUCCAGAGGUUUUAAAAAAAAGGGAAAGUCGUAGUGUUUACACCAUGGACGCUUUCUAUUUUUCUGUCAAAAAUGAGAGAGGAAACGCGGCGUAA